AUGGAAAAUACAUCGUCUUCAGAACAGCACGAGAUGCUGGCAAAAAAGGACAUGAGCGGUACCAAUGAUGAGACAGAUCCCACACCUCUCGACCCAAGCCGACCAACCAACAAUAACGGCCAGCCUAUUGUACACCCGGAGAAAAAGCAAGAUGAAAUAGGCGAAGUUUCCAAGCCUACCGGUCUCGCAUUAUUCAUUCUAGUCUCUGCGGUGUUCUUCGCAGCCUUCCUUAUGGCUCUCAACGGAUCAAUUAUCGCAACGGCCAUUCCACAAAUUACCUCCCAUUUCAAUUCUCUUAAUGAUAUCGGCUGGUAUGGAAGUGCCUAUCUAAUUUCCACCUGUUCUCUGCAACCCCUGGUUGGAAAGUUCUAUACUCAUUUCCCGAUCAAGCAAACAUACCUAAUCUUCGUUUCUCUCUUUUCUCUCGGAUCUCUGAUCGCUGGAGUCGCCACUUCCUCGAACAUGGUCAUUGUCGGAAGAGCGAUUCAAGGUAUCGGGGGUGCUGGAGUCAUCAAUGGCACAUUCAUAACAAUUUCUGUAGUUGCUCCUAAAGAAAAUAAACCAUUGCUUAUCGGCAUCGGCAUGGCCUGUGCGACAAUUGGAUCUGUCAUCGGGCCUUUGAUAGGAGGCGCACUCACGCAGAAAGUCUCGUGGCGCUGGUGCUUCUAUAUCAAUUUGCCUCCCAGUGGCUUCGUGCUUUGCGUUCUCCUCUCUCUCGCCAUCCCUGAACAAAUGGAGAAGAAACCGGUCCGGCUUAACUUCAAAUCCAUAAUCCUCGAGGAACUCGACUUCACGGGUUUUGCCUUCUUUGCCCCGGCCUGUGUCAUGCUACUACUGGCGGUGACUUGGGGUGGCCAACAGUAUCGCUGGGGGUCAUCGACGAUUAUAGGGCUUUUCUGCGGCUCUUUUGCCAUGUUCAUCGUGUUUUCCGUCUGGGAAGUCUAUCGAGGAGAAAAGGCCAUGAUCCCUCCAACCAUUGCGCGAAAUCGACUUGUCAUAUUUGGCUGUUUCACCUCUUGCUUUCAAAUGGGGUCUUCGUUACUUUUAUCCUAUUAUCUCCCCCUUUGGUUCCAGGUCGUCAAGAACGCAAGCCCGACCAUGAGUGGUGUGAUGAUCCUUCCAACGGCGAUCUCCCAGGGUUUCGGCGCUGUAAUUGCCGGCAAAUUCGUUCAAGUGAUUGGAUACUGUACAUCUUGGGCGCUGAUCGGAUGCAUGUUGACCUCCGUGGGUGCUGGCUUAAUGACGACCUUUGUCCCUUCCACUGGUGCUGGCCCAUGGAUUGGAUAUCAGAUUCUCGUCGGCACAGGCCGGGGUUCUGUCCUUCAAAUGCCAAUUACCGCGAUCCAAAAUCUUCUCCCAGCGAAAGAAAUCUCCAUUGCCACGUCUCAGGUAUUCUUCUUUCAAUACCUGGGAGGAGCCGUCUUUAUCGCCAUCGGAGAUACCAUCUUCAGCACCGUCCUUCGUGCCUCAUUACACAAAUAUGCGCCCGGUGCGGAUCCCCAGGAUGUAAUCGAUGUUGGCGCUUCGUCUGUGAGAUCAAAUGUGUCAGCCGUGGAUCUCCCCGGCGUGUUGCGCGCAUAUGACUAUGCAAUCGUUGAUACAUUUUAUCUCGCCGUUGGUGGAUCUUGCGCUGCUUUUCUGACCAGUUUCGGUAUGGGUUGGCAAAAGCUUCCACAGCAGAAGAAGGACCAAAAGAAGACAGAUGGUGGAGACCCCUAG
Messenger RNA from Rhinocladiella mackenziei CBS 650.93, 1719 nucleotides. RefSeq lists its product as uncharacterized. The record is from RefSeq and is a predicted model, not a curated record. The coding region runs from base 1 to 1719 and encodes 572 amino acids. Gene Ontology annotation, biological process: transmembrane transport. Gene Ontology annotation, molecular function: transmembrane transporter activity. NCBI's taxonomy places the organism in Eukaryota, Fungi, Ascomycota, Eurotiomycetes, Chaetothyriales, Herpotrichiellaceae. The transcript is spliced from 9 exons.